UAACGGUCGAUCAGCAGGGGUGCCUUGCGUUGUGUUGAUAAAUAAUAAUAAUUUACGCGCGCAUUCAAUUCAUCCUGCAUUUCACUGUUUCACCCCAUAGAAUUACGACCAACGGUCGUUAUUUCUUUAGAAGUGGUUCGGUGGUUCCAUUUUGAAAAGCGCAAUAGGAGACUUACUUGCAUUGCAUUUGUUAUAAGAAAGUUUAGAGAAAAUCAUCGUUACAUUUAAAUUAUUUUUGAUUUGUGAACCAUGUUUUCGAAAGCUAAACGUUUUGAACCCCUUGCUCCUGGUUCCAGCAAGAAACCUCAAUGCAAAAUAAACAAACCAGAUAAUGAUAAACAAAAACUUGGCACGAGAACUCCCGCCACUGUGGUGCAACCUAAACCAUUUGUUGUCCCAACAGCUUCCAAAGUCAUCUCUGAUGUGCAAUCCCAAUGCAGCUCGGCACAUAGUGUGAAAUCAUUUGCUACACCAAAGCCAUUAAAAUCCACGACUACCACUAAAGCUCCAACCAGCCUGAAGAAAAGAACUGAACAAACUUGCCCAAAAAUUAAGAAAGAAAGUACUGGUGAAAUUAUUAAGUCUCAAGAAGUAGAGAUAAGGAAUAAAGAUCACACUAUUGCUGAAUAUUCAAAACAAAUUGAGGAAUUCAAAUAUAAAAUCUCACAGCUAGAAAAACAGGUGAAAGAGGUAACUGACAAUAAUUGCAAUAAGUUAGAUAAACAAUUUUCAAAGAUAACUUUACAAGAUAAAGAAAAGCAGGAUGAAAAAGAUGCUAUUAUUCAAGAAAACAAUUAUUCCAUUAUUGAUCUCAAAAGCAAAAUACACGAGUUAGAAAAGCAAUGUGAAAAAUUAGAGCAAGAAGUCACUGACAAGCAGUUACAGUUGAGAUCCGUUGAAGAAGUAAUUACUAUAAGAGAUAGUUUAUGUCAAGAUUUACAGCAAAAGUUGACUAAUGCCGAAACAGAAUUGGAGGAAACACGCCAAAGACUUGAAAUGGUAAAAGGCCACCACUCUCUAGCCUUAGAAGCAAAUGAGAGUAUUCGACGUGAAUAUAAAAUAGAACUGGAAACCCUAAAACUGAAAUUGGAAGAUGAAAAACAAGCAAUCAUAAAUAAAUCCAAAUUGGAACAAGAAAAUAUGAAAACUACCUAUAAAACAUUAAUGGAAACAAUAAAGAAUCAAAUGCUUAAAGAAAAAUAUGAAGCUGUUCAGGAACUCCAGCAGGAGUUGAUCAAUAAGGACAAUGAGAUGAAAGCGAAAUUGGAACAGAUUAAUGAAGCAACCUGUGAGAAGUUACGCUUGUGUGAGAUACAGUUUGAGGAACGUACCAGAAAUAUUCAUGAUCACUACACUCAACAGCAGGAGAAAUUGCUAUAUCUAGAAAAUGAAAUUAAGGAUCUAAAAUACAAAAUAACUUUAACUAAUGAGGAAAAAAUAUCUCUUCAGAAGGAAAUAAACACUCUGAAAACAGAAAACGAAACUUUGACUAAAGAUAAACUAACUCUUAUGAAUGAGAGAGAUGAUAUAAAAGAGGAAUCUAAAAGGAAACUCAUUGAUUUUGAAAAUGAAAUAAACAAACUAACAGUAGAAGUGGAUAAAGCUGUUAAAGACAAGAAUAAAUUCGAAACGUCUCUGUCUGUAACAAGAGAUAUAGUUGAAGUAUUGACAAUGCGCUUGAGAGAAUCUGAUAAUGAACUUGAGCAUUUGGAAGAUAAAAUUGGGACACUAACAAAUACAAAGGAAAUUUUGGAAACUGAGCUUGCUAAUUAUAAAACAACUCUCAACAAUACUGCUAUGGAGUGUAAUGAAUAUAAGGAGGCUUUAGUAAAUAUUCUUAAAUCGAAAGCAGCUUUAGCUAAGGAGCACAAUCGCAUUAUGGAACAUAAUGUAUCUCUGAUAGAAAGCCUUCAGAAUGUAGAAAAAGAAGCAUAUAGAGAACUGGGCUCUAUCAAAAAUGAGCUCAUAGAAGAUGUGGAGCUUUUAAAAAAAGAAUCAAAUUCACAAAUUCAGUUACUUCGUGAGGAGGUCGAGAAGAAACGUAAGCUAUGUGAACUAGCUACUGAACAUGCGGGGCAGGCAACUGUUGCAGCAGAACAGUCACGUGUGCUCUUGGCGCAGGCUGCUGCAGAAAUCAACCGGCUCGAGGCGGAAAACCAAUGCCUUCAACAACAGAUUCAGGACCAGCAAUCUUUAGUUGUUGAGUUAUCCCUCCUCCGUCAAGAAAACGAAGAAUUGACCAUGACGGUAGCAAAGCAGUCCUCAAUUAUCGACAAGUUGAAGAAGGAUUCUGAACAAUUCCAAUACAAGCCUAAAUCACCUUCUGUCAUUCGAAAAUCCACAAAAAUUGGAAAAGAAAAUUUACAAACCAUUAUUUCGCCCCUUAGGGAAAGGAAUCAUUGAAUUUACAUCAGAUCUUUCGUAUUAGUUAGUUGAUAGAGCAGGUCUCUUAAUAGUUUUGGGACAUUUUUAAAAGUGCCGAUUGUUAUUCACAAAGCAUGAAUUUGUGUUUGUUGUGAGGUGUACUUAAAAUUGUUAAUUACCAAAAUCAUGUUACAUGUUCCACUAUCAAAAACUAUAUUUUAUACUUAUUGUAAUACUUUGAUUAUUAUUUAUUUGAAGUUUGAAUGUUUCUCUCGGUUUGUUUAUUUUUUUCCUAAAUAUUUUAUGAUUCCAAUUGGAACUGUCUUUAGCGUUUCUUAGCAAUUAUUUAUUAUGGUGUGAAAUUAAUAAAUUAUUAUCCUUUAA
Molecule: messenger RNA, 2748 nt
Organism: Helicoverpa zea (corn earworm)
Lineage: Eukaryota; Metazoa; Arthropoda; Insecta; Lepidoptera; Noctuidae
Product: girdin-like
Exons: 6
Coding region: 250-2403 (717 amino acids)
Source: RefSeq, a predicted model, not a curated record